This is a messenger RNA of Rotaria sp. Silwood2, 201 nucleotides long. Lineage: Eukaryota; Metazoa; Rotifera; Eurotatoria; Philodinida; Philodinidae. The record is from the annotation of a GenBank genome assembly.
AUGAGUUCUUCUGGUGCCAAUGAUAAAACAGCUAGAGCAGCUGAAAUUGCCAGAGCAGAAAUUGCUGGUAAAGAAACUCCAGCAAGUGAUCCUCGUAAACAAGCUGAUGCAGAAAAUAGAGGUCAACUAAGUGGUGAUCAAUCAACAAUUAGAGAAACUCCGGUAGCUGCUGUUGGUGCUACACCUCAAUCAGCUACAUGA